Ylistrum balloti is the source of this 2214-nucleotide messenger RNA. Its product is annotated as afadin- and alpha-actinin-binding protein B-like. Bases 1 to 1854 code for a protein of 617 amino acids. The record is from RefSeq and is a predicted model, not a curated record. The transcript is spliced from 13 exons. Lineage: Eukaryota; Metazoa; Mollusca; Bivalvia; Pectinida; Pectinidae.
AUGGCUGACUGGAGCGUCCUGAGGAAUGCUGGGAGGGACUACCUGACCCUAUACGGGAGUCGUGAUGUCACAGCUUCACUCAGUGCAAUGACAGCGACAAACUAUACGGUGAACUCACCGUCAUCGUCCUUUUCGUACCUGGAUAAAACUGAUGAGAAUACCUUUUGUUGUUCUGAGAAUGUGGAUGAUAGCGUUACAUUUCUAAACCAGGAACUGACCGCUUUGGGUUUCCAGACCAUCGAUAAUGGAGAAGGAACUACAGAGGUGUCCCUGGUCAACAGGUUGUAUGAAAUAUUCCGAUUGUAUCAGAAGGCCAGACGUGUACGAGAAGAGCUUGAAAACAGACUACGCCGACUGUCGAGUGAGACCGAUCACUACCAGAGCUCAAACCAUCGCCUAAAGAAUGAAAAGAUUCAGUUGGAACGUGAAGUGGCAAAGGAACAGGAAAAAUGCAGACAAUUUGCCAUUAAACAGAAGUCCUUGGCAGAGAAAUUCAAGACUGAGAAAGAUGAGGUGAAGCGACUACAGUGUGUUAUUAAGGAUAGAGACGCCCAGUAUAAACAUGAACUGAAGAAAAAGGAGCGAGAAAUCAAUAAAAUGAAAGAAAAACUGCACCACCUGAUAACGGACAAAAAUCCUCACAGAAGAAUGGGUCUUGACAUUGCAAAUGCUUUACAACGAGCAGAUGGCAAACGGAGUCAGUGGAAAACAGGGUCACAUGACAAACAAGAAGAAAUGUACCAACUAGUUAUUAAUAACUACGAGGACAAACAACGGGAACUAAUGAUAGAAAAUACAGAUCUCCGAGACUGCCUUGUACUCAUGCAGCGUGAACUAGGCACCAUCAUAAACCACUCAUCUGAUGUCCCUACUAGUCAUACAGACACACAGGACAAUGCUGGGGAAUUAGGUGUCACCAGUGAAGAUGAAGAUGAUGGUAUUUUCUCUGUCACUAUCAACGACCUUUCAGAUGGUUAUUUCCAAAUGCCUUAUGGCCUGAUGAAAGACAACCUACGACAUUCUUUUAAGGAGAUGUUUAAACUCAUCAGGAAAUCCAUGGACAAAAGAAACAUAUCACCAAGUCAGCUUGAAAAGACCAAAUCUAGUCCCCCACGACACAGCCCGGCAGCACAAAGAGUACCGAGUGUGGAUACUGAAAAACUACAGAAACAGGUCCAGCAAUACAGAGAUAUCAUACAGCAGCAGAAAGAAUUCAUACAACAAUCCAUGCUCAACCAAUCGAAGGCAGCAGCAGAAACGUCGUACAUCGAUGAGUCAAUCCUCCUACAGGAGCGCGUCCUACAGGAGCAAGAGAGUUUGUCUGAGCAACGUCGCCUGUUUUACCAAGAAAAGGCAAACUUUGAGGAAGAACGGAAACAGUACACAGAGGCAGCUAUACGAUUAGGCAGGGAGAGAAAAGCUCUGGAUGAUGAGAGAUCAUCCAUUAUCAACCAGUUCCUACAGAUCUCACCAUUUGUAAAAGCCACUCCCUCCAAAAGAAGGUCCCAUAAAGGUGAAGGAACCAGACUCUUGCCGUCCACACCAAUGUUUUCACCAGCUCCGUCCAGUAAACCUAAAACUCCGUCCACCACAGAAUUAUACCGUGUCCUGGGGAUCACUCCAAAAGACCUCCCAAAGAGGAAGGAGGACAAAUACUCUCCUGAGGAGGAGCCCCAAGUGAAGAAAGCAUUAAGCUCAGAGUCUCUGUUAUCUGGUCCAUGUAAGUCAUGUGAUAAUCUCCAUACCUCCCCUGGGAAACAAAGCUCACCUGAAAAGUUGCCUGACCCCAAACGUGUUCUGUUCAGAAGGAGACGAUCAAGUACUGGCAGCAAUGAAGACCUGGAGGGGUUAUAGUAGAACUGGGAAUUGAUGGCAACAUACUGUUAAUACAGUGGAAAUUUUACUGUCACAACAUCUAAAAUAUUAGCGUUAUGUAUCUUUAAUUACUUGUAUAAAUGUGUUUCAAAAGGGUACCAUUAGCUACAGUGUUAUAUUCAUUGUAAAAAAUCUGAAAAUGUGGAACAAGUUUGUAUUUCGACUCCAAAAUUGCUAGAAAAGUACUCAGGCCUGAAGUUCUUGUAAGUUUUUUAACUGAAUUUAAUUAGAUACAUAAAUUUUGAAAUCUAGAAUUUUGAGACUGAGAUUUAUCGUCAGACUUUGAAGGAUUUAUAUCUUAGGGAGACAAUAUCACUUGUAAUAUCAGGACUCAACUAC